Messenger RNA from Magallana angulata, 786 nucleotides. RefSeq lists its product as uncharacterized. NCBI's taxonomy places the organism in Eukaryota, Metazoa, Mollusca, Bivalvia, Ostreida, Ostreidae. Bases 1 to 786 code for a protein of 261 amino acids. The transcript has 4 exons. The record is from RefSeq and is a predicted model, not a curated record.
AUGCUACGAAGAGCAUACAGUGUAUUUUUGAUCAUAAAUAUCUUUAACAACAAGUCAGCCAGUUGUUUCGAUAGUUUUUACGCGGUGAGAACAAAUGAUUAUCCGAAAUCAUCGUGUCACAAAAUUGCAAAUAUAGAAACAGCUGGAGAAUGCCUGUUGACAUGUAAGAUUUCAGUGGAUGCAAUCGUCAUGAUCAGUCACGACAUAUCAGCAAAAAUAUGUAUGUGCUGCAAUGACAUCACCGGAAGUGACAUCAGUGGAUCAAAUUGGAAAACAUUUAUUGAACCACACUGUGCAAACGGUUCUGCGCCUUACAACUUGUCAGGCUCUCAAAUAUGUCUGAAGUAUUUCCCAGUGCCUGUCAUUUAUGCAACUGCUAAGGCCAACUGUGAAGCUGAAGGGGGCAAUCUCAUUAAGAUUGAUUCACAGGAAAAGUACGACAUUUUCAAUGAUUAUCAUGUGUCAGUUGCAAACAAUACAGUCAUUCAAGUGUGGGUCCAAGGGGAAAAGAUAGGAGGUCAAUGGAGGUUUGAUGACGGAACUCCAAUACCUGAAUACUGUCGCUUUAGCAUGAGUAAUGGACCGACUGAAGUGCAUAUGAGGGCAUUUGGGUCUACAUCGUUCGCCUGUGGUGAUAAUCCAAACGGCAGUCCAUUUAAUUAUUCCUGCGAGUACCCAAAAGAAAGCUCUGCCACACCCGGACUCAGUUUUGACUGCUUUAUAGAUGAAGAUACAUGCAUGAUGGGAUCCUGUACUGAUGAUGCCACUGUUGAUAAAGGCAAAUGA